AUGGCCAAAAUCAACGGACCCAAUUGCAGGGGGGACAGGCGGAAGGAUGGCACUCACAUGCUGCAGGCCGUCAUGGCCGAGAUUGAUCGAGAGACCGAAGUGCUGCACAUCAAGGGAGACGUGCCAACUAACGACGAGUGGGAGGCAUUGGGGCAGCACUUCACCAAGCUCCGCUUCCUGAAGGUCGCCACCGGCUGGGACGAAGACUGGACCGAUGCCAAGUUUCCUCUCAACUGGCCGCUGGAGCUGCUGAUCAUUGCCGACGCCAUUGCUGAGCGCAUCACAACACCCGCCAUCAUGGAAGGCAGGAUCAACCAUCUUGUCCUCCUCUUUGCGUGUGGUCUCCGUUUUGAGGGCCCCCUUGUCGAGGAUCUGCUGAAAGACGCCGAGCCGACUUAUGUGGACUUCAGCUAUGACGCGAACAGCGCCGCGCCAACCCACACAAUGGAGAUUUACUCUAUCCCUGGUGAAUGGGCGAGGUGGCUCCAGGAUAACCACGGCGAGAGUACGAGUCUCUCCCGGGACCACGGCGACAGCCCGCCCUCGGCCAUGAAGACUCUCGAUAUCCUCGGCAACGACGCCUUCCAAAUGCUGGCUUACGUGGCCAGCGCCAAGUUCCACCUUCUCACCAGUCUCGAAAACCUCACCCUCUACUCAACCUCGGACGAUGAUUUACCGUUGACCAACCCGUCCACGUUCCUGACCUUACUUCCCAGCCUAACGCUGCUGAAGCAGUUGAAAAUCACACUCGGCAGCCCCCUAUACGCCAGGAUCCUUCAGUCAACCAGAGGCGAGCCGUUCCUAGGCGCCGUCAUACCGGCAAACAUCGAGACCCUGCGACUCCGCGGGCCCGUGUCCGCGACCGCGCAUCUCGACGAGUUUGCGGCCGCCUUUGGCCAUGCCAACUUCCUUCCGAACCUAAAGCGCAUCAGUCUCCUGUUCGAUCUGCCCGAUGAGAGCUCCGAGCACCGGAAAGAACCAUCCCUUGAGCAGCUGCGCGCCGCACAUAAGGCCUGCAGGAAGGUGCUGGAUGCUGCAACCGCGAGGGGCGUCGUGGUGGAGACGUUCGAGGAACCCUGGGUGGAAUGUUAUGCCCGCUUGUUCAGGGAGGUGGAUAACCGGUGGUAUGUGCAGGACUCGAUCGCCAAGUUGUGGCCAGAGAGGUACUAA
Molecule: messenger RNA, 1170 nt
Organism: Chaetomium fimeti
Lineage: Eukaryota; Fungi; Ascomycota; Sordariomycetes; Sordariales; Chaetomiaceae
Exons: 1
Coding region: 1-1170 (389 amino acids)
Source: RefSeq, a predicted model, not a curated record